Messenger RNA from Brassicogethes aeneus, 1445 nucleotides. NCBI's taxonomy places the organism in Eukaryota, Metazoa, Arthropoda, Insecta, Coleoptera, Nitidulidae. The record is from the annotation of a GenBank genome assembly.
AAUUAUUUGACAGUUUGAUUACAGCCCUGAUAGAAUAAGGUUUAUUUUUUACAAAAAAGGAGUAAAAUUGUUGUCCUUAAGGCCUACAAGUGCCUCUGUAAUAAAAGCAAUGUUUAAAACGAUUAUUGAGAGAUGAAACACAGAAAAAUAAUAUGAAACAGACCUUGUUGUGUAGAUUAAUCAAUUGUGAGUAUAGCUAUAUAUGAAAUGAAAAACUUAACUGAACUAAUUCCCUAAAAACCUUUUGUCAAAAUCAUUUGUCAUCUUAUCCCCAAAGGGACUCUACUCAUAAUGAAUGUUGAAGUUUUUCAAGAAAUAUACAAUGGCCUUGUAGCAGACUAUCUCGAAAUCUCGCAAGAAAUUGGAAAUGGGGUGUACGAGCAAAGCAUUGUAAUUGAUAAGAUAUUUUCCCUGCAUUUGGACCUGUUUGAAACCAGUUUAAAAUACCAAAAACCGCUGCAUGAUACGCACGAAACCUUACUAAAGCAGCCUAUACUGAAGGAGGUUGAAAUUCUGGAAAUAAUCAAGGAUAAAAAUAGAGAGUAUGAAUACAGUGAUCUUUUGAAUUUGGUUUGUGAGAGCAGCGAUAUUUUUAGGUGGAUAACGCAGUUUGAUUUGUCGCAUUUUCCAAAAAUAAUAGAGAAUAUCCACGAUUUGGCUAUGAGUAUAGCACACGGGGAAGUCUGGUUAAAAAAGUGGCUGGAAAUAAUACAAAACCUCACAAAAUUCUUGAUUGAUAACUACAGUAAAGGUUUGACGUGGCACGGCAAGGAAAUAUUACCACCGCCGGUAAUUUUGAGCGAUAUUUCCAGCAUACAUAAAAUAUUCGACCAUCUAUCGCUAUUUAGAAGCAUUAAACAGGGAAAUAAUCUGGUGAAAGUGCUAAGGAAACUCAAGAUAAGCGAGGAUAUGACGAUUUGUGAAGAGUACAAUGACUUAAGUAAAACUGAAGAAGUCUACAUGCAGGACGACAAGAAGUGGGUAAUAGAGCACAAAAAAAAUGACAAAAGAAAUCUUCUUAUUGAAACCAGUGAUUUGGAUAACUUGGUUUUUAUAUACAACUGUAAAAACUGCAAUAUUGUUAUAGAAAGUAACGUUAAAAUAAUUCGCUUGGAUUCAUGCAAAAAUAUAAGCAUUCUCUUCAAAACGAUCUACAAUUUUGUAGAACUAGUCGAGAGUAGUAACAUCAAUCUGCAUUGCUUUGGAAUUAUUCCAAAAAUCAACAUUGAUUGCACAGACAACGUUAAUAUUUUUGUCACACAAAAACCCAUGAACGUUUCUAUAUACACAACCCAGUCGGAUGGUGUAAAAGUGCAUUUUCCCUACGACGAUGGCCAAUAUAGAACUUUCCCCAUUUCCAGUCAAUUAUUGACGACUCUGGAACCCAACAAAGGGGUCAAAACUAUUGUGGUAACCAAAGAUGUCGAAGCAAUUUUUUAAGUCCA